Messenger RNA from Cladocopium goreaui, 1431 nucleotides. The record is from the annotation of a GenBank genome assembly. Lineage: Eukaryota; Dinophyceae; Suessiales; Symbiodiniaceae.
AUGGGGUGUCCCCCUGCGGCCGUGGUGCUCCUAUGGCUGCUGACGGCCCGGACGGCUGCAGCACCUUCAGCGCUACCGGGCCAUUCCAUUGUCAACCCGCCGGACAUCAAUCUCUUAGCCAAGAUGUGGCAGCUCACAGGUACUGCUAUGCCGAGUCAUGGCAGCUUAAUCCUGACCCCUGGCGUUGCGGAUCGCGUGGGUACCAUCUUUAGUCGAAGUGCUUUGAAGACCAACGACUUCGAGGCUCAGUUCACCAUCUCGGCGAAGCCGGGCAUCAGCGGUUUCCGCGGUGAUGGCUUUGCGUUUUGGUACUCUGAGGAGAAUGCCAGCGAUCUUCUUAGUGCAGCGAGCACAAAGCAUAGCCACAAUCAAGAUGAGUUGAUUGCGGGGACGUGGUACAAUCAUUACGUCAAGCUAGAUCUUGGGGAAGUUGGGUACAAGACCCACUACAAAGGCCUUGGUGUCUUCUUCGUGAAAGAUGAGCAGGGCCAAAGUCUCCUCCGAGUGCAUUACGGGGACGGCGAAAAGACUGUGGGUCAGCAGACGGCUCUGGACAUUCGGAAUGGUGAGGACCAUUUAGUGAAGAUCCGAGUGACCCCGGACACUGUCACAGUCACCGUGGAGAGUAAAGGAGAAACUCGAGCAACCGUGUCUUCAGCCAUGAAUCUGAAGUCCGGUGGCUUCAUUGGUUUCUCCUGCUUCGGUGGGACCAAGGAGUCCUACAAUCCCAAGGAACGCAGCGCUUUCGUAGAGAUCAAAGGGCUUCAGGUCCUGAAUCAUGCCGCGGGGCCCGGUGAAGAUGAGAUGCCCAGCAUGGACCCUGGGGCCCCUGCGCCACCGCAGGGGGAGAAAGAGGAUGUGUUGGGAGCUCAUUCCAGCUUCAAAGAGCAUCGGGACGAAUCCGAGGCCAUCAAAGACUUGACCAACAUGAUCUUCAAACUCGUGAUUGAGUCAAAGCCGCAACGUGAGCAGAUGAAGGCCUCCAUCACGGCCUUGAGCAAACGUAUUGCGACCGUGGAAGAGACCUUUCGGAAUCUCAAGGCAGAAAUUGAUAAAAAGACUGGGCACAACCUUGGCGCAGAGUUUGAGGCCAUCAAGAAAGAGCUGGCGGACAUGCACGCCACGGCUCAUCGGGAUACGGACCGCAGAGGGAAGAAGCUGGCGGAUUUGCAUUCUGACAUCGAGCACGUGCACAAGACUGCCAGUAGUGGUGGUGACAUCAGUGGAGAUCUGGAUAGCCUCAGCAAAUCCAAUGAGCAGGUGCUGGAUCAGCUGACCAAUCAACAUCAGAGGAUGUUUGGUGUCUCCAUUUUUGCCAUCGCCUUCAUCAUCAUUGCUGGGCUGUCACUGUACAACAAGCUCCUGGCAGCAGUUCAGCGCGUUACUGAAGAUCUCGAACCUGUGCAGAUUGGUGCAGAACCCGUGAUAUAA